CACACCAUAUCUCUCACUCCAACAACGUCAACAACAUCAACAAUGUCAACAACCAUGUGGGUUUCACUUUGAACUCAUAACAUUUCACACACUACAACCUCCCACCAACAACUUGAGCAACCCAUUCUAUAUCCAGCCCAGCGGCUGCAUCCACGACCCCCCAUCCAUCGAUCCCCAUACCCCAACCAUGGACUUCGCCUCCCUCCUCAAAUCCCAAAUCUCCGCCUCCAAAUCCUCCUCCCAAUCCCCCGCCACCGGCCCUAACCAAAAGAAAUAUCUCAAGCGCUCUGAGCUCGAAGCGCAACGCGAAGCCGCCUACCUCGCCGAGCAAGAAGCGCUCGCUGCGGCCCGCGAAACGAAGCGCGUGGAGAAGCGGAAAUACGAGGAGGAUGAAGCGGAGAAGGCGAGGAUGAGGGAGGAGAAGCGGAGGAGGUUGGCAGAGGAGAGUCGUGUGGUGAGGGAAGAGGAGGAGAGAGAAAAGGAGAGAAAGAGGAGGAGAAGAUUGGGGUUGCCGGAGGUAGUGGUGGAGGAGAAGAAGGAGGAGGGAGAGAAAGAGGGGGAGAUGGAUGAGGAGGAGCUGGUGAAAGGGUUGAGGGAGAUGGGGGAGCCGGUGCGGUUGUUUGGGGAGGGGGAUCGGGCGCGGCGACUGCGGUAUAAGCGACUGACCGGGCAAAAAGUGGUGACGGUAUCAACUGGCCCGAUUCCAACGACAUUGAAGCUGGUGCCAGAAGCGGAGAUGAAAAUCGGGGAAACGAUGCCGACGGACCACGACGGGCGGCAGGUGGUAUACAGCCAGCUGGCGAGCUACUUCACGAUGGUGCUGAGCGAAUGGGAGGCGGCGCUGGGGGCGCGCGAGGCGGAGGUUCAGAAGAGCUUUCAGGGGAAGGCGGCGUAUUCGGCUAUGGUGCGGGCGCGGGAGGACAUGAAGCCAUUGUUUAAGCGGAUGGAGAAGAAGGAGUUGGAUGAUGGGAUCUUGGAGCCGAUUAUGGAGAUCGUGCGGUAUAUGCAGGCGCGGCGAUAUGUGGAUGCGAAUGACGCGUAUCUGCGGCUGAGCAUCGGCAAGGCCGCCUGGCCCAUCGGCGUCACCAUGGUCGGCAUCCACGAGCGUUCGGCCCGCGAGAAACUCCACGAGAGCGAUAAAACGGCGCACAUCAUGAGCGACGAGAUCACGAGAAAAUUCCUGCAGAGCAUCAAACGCUGCUUGACGUUUGCGCAGACGCGGUGGCCGCCAGACGAUCAGCUACAGUUGAUGGGCUGAGGAUCGCGUAUCGGUAUCGGCGAUCGGCAAAGGUCCUGCGUCCUGCGUCGGUUCAUCUACGUCAGAUUGUACUCGUGCUGGGUGGAGGUAGAUAGCGGCCAAGGUAGUGACGAAAUCGAAAUCGUACUUCGGUCUCCAUCCGUCCGAGAUUCGCAAGCAAUCACCCCAUCUCCCAUCUCCUACCUCCAUCUCAAACACCGCCUCAUAUCCCUCCCUCCCUCCCUCUCCUCCACACCAUUGCCCUCACCUCCCCACAACCAUCGCACCCCACCAACGCCUACAAAUCCACCGGUCCUUCUCCACCAACAGCUCGCUCCUCAACCUCACGGCGCACUCUUUCAGCCACCCGUUC
This is a messenger RNA of Eremomyces bilateralis CBS 781.70, 1610 nucleotides long. RefSeq lists its product as uncharacterized. The record is from RefSeq and is a predicted model, not a curated record. Gene Ontology annotation, biological process: generation of catalytic spliceosome for second transesterification step; RNA splicing. Gene Ontology annotation, cellular component: U5 snRNP; U4/U6 x U5 tri-snRNP complex; U2-type post-spliceosomal complex. The transcript is spliced from 2 exons. Lineage: Eukaryota; Fungi; Ascomycota; Dothideomycetes; Eremomycetales; Eremomycetaceae. The coding region runs from base 188 to 1258 and encodes 356 amino acids.